AUGGAUUUACUUGUGACGAUUAGAAGAUCUAUCUCUUUAUUUUUUAUUACCAUUUCAUUUGCCUCUUUUUUUCUUAUCUAUAGUCGAGAUGCUAAGUACAUUACCACGCCUUUUGAACAACCUAUUUAUGAUUAUGGAAGUAGUGCAGAUGAGUACAUAUUGAAGAGAGUAUCAACAAAAAAAUUGCCAUCGGAAAUCAAGUUACAAAAAAAGUCUAUUGAUGUUAAUUCACAACUACAAGAUGAUAAAGUAUAUGGCUUUUACACUAGCAUCGGUUAUGGUAGAAUAUUUUCUGACAAUUCAGAGGUGUUUGUAGAAGGUAUAAAAGCAAUAGGAGAAAGGGUGCAAGAUUUAGUUAAAGAAGAUAGUUAUUUAUCAGCUUUUAUAAAAAGGAUAAUAGCUAAAGAAGUUGAUGAUAUCAAUAAAUUUAAAGGUGCUAUUGAUUUUCAAUGGCUUGGUAGCUCAUCUCUAGGUUGUUACGUCAAGGAAAAUGGUCGAGUUGAUUUUGAAAUUAUGCACUCUCAAAUCAAUAUUAAGAAUAGUAGUGAUGCCCCUGUGUUUAAUAAAUCCGCAAGUAUAUUGGCACUUCUAUUAAAUUUGCAUUACAGUCCCGCCAUUAAAAAUACAAAAUUUGCUCCAUAUGUAGGUUUUGGUAUAGGGCCAACAAUUUUUAGAUUAAAAAAGUUUAGCAAAUCGUUGCAGAACCUGAUACCAUUAAACGUUCCUUGGUUUGCGUAUCAAGCAAAACUUGGUGUUGACUAUUCUAUUAUUCCAGAAAUGAAUCUUUUUCUCUGCUGCCGCUAUUUUAGCAUCCCUAUACCCGUGGCAGAUGAUAUAACCACUCAUAGCAUUGAGGUUGGGUUGCGGUUUAAUUUUUAAUAGGUCUUU
Molecule: messenger RNA, 888 nt
Organism: Cinara cedri
Lineage: Eukaryota; Metazoa; Arthropoda; Insecta; Hemiptera; Aphididae
Source: the annotation of a GenBank genome assembly